AUGGCAACUACUAGUUUUGUUUUGUUUUACUUUUGUGUAUUUCUCGUGUGCCAUGGGUCCAUGGCUCAACUGUUUGGCCAGAGCUUUACUUCAUGGCGAAGCUCCCGACAAGGAGGUUUAAGGGGGUGCAUAUUAGAUAGGCUACAAGCAUUUGAACCAAUUCAGCAAGUGAGGUCACAAGCUGGCCUCACUGAAUACUUCGAUGAGAAUAAUGAGCAAUUUCGUUGCACCGGGGUAUCUGUCAUCCGCCGUGUUAUCGAGCCUCAAGGCCUCUUAUUACCUCAAUAUCACAACACUCCUGGCUUGGUGUACAUUCUCCAAGGUAGUGGUUACACAGGGCUGAUUUUGCCUGGAUGCCAAGAGACCUUCCAAAAAAAAUUCCAACAUUUUGGUCAAGCGUGGUUUGCCGAAGGUCCAAGCGAAAGGCAAAAGUUUAAGGACGAGCACCAAAGAGUUCACCAUUUCAAGCAAGGAGAUGUUGUUGCACUGCCAUCUGGCAUUGUACAUUGGUGCUACAAUGAUGGUGAUGUGCCGAUUGUGGCUUUGUAUGUCUUCGACGUAAACAACAAUGCUAAUCAGCUGGAACCUAGACGAAAGGAUUUCUUGCUGGCUGGUAACAACAAGAGAGAGCAACAAUUUGAACAAAACAUAUUCAAUGGAUUCAGUGUCCAAUUGCUAAGUGAGGCCUUUGGUAUCGAUCAACAAAUGGCACAAAGGAUAAGGAAUCAAAGUGACCAAAGAGGCGAUAUAAUUCAUGUUAAUCAACGCCUUCAGUUCUUGAAGCCCACUGUGAACAAGCAAGAACUAGUAGAGAAGCAAUCAUACCUACCAAUUCAUCAAUAUCAGCUAAGUCAAUCAAUGAGUGGAAGUCACAAUGGUUUAGAGGAGAACUUUUGUUCAUUAGAGGCAAGGAAGAACAUUGAAAACCCCAAUAAUCCUGACACAUACAACCCACGUGCUGGCAGUAUAACACGCCUCACCAGCAAUAGUUUUCCCAUCCUUCACCUUGUGCAAAUGAGUGCUACAAGAGUAAAUCUCUACCAGAAUGCUGUCCUUUCACCAUUCUGGAACAUUAAUGCACACACUGUCAUGUACAUGAUCCAAGGACAUGCUCGAGUUCAGGUCGUCAAUAACUAUGGUCGGACCGUAUUCGACGACCUUGUUCGUAAAGGGAAAUUGUUAAUCAUACCCCAACACUAUGUUGUUCUCAAGAAGGCAAAGCAUGAAGGAUGCCAAUACAUAUCAUUCAAGACCAACCCAGACUCCAUGGUUAGUCACAUCGCAGGAAGGAACUCUAUCAUGCGUGCCUUGCCUGUUGAUGUCAUCGCCAAUGCUUUUCAGAUUUCCAGACAAGAAGCCCGAAACCUUAAAAACAAUAGGGGAGAAGAGUAUGGCGCAUUCACUCCUGAAUUUACCCCAACGAGCUGGCAGAGUUACCCAGACAAUGAUGAGGAGUCCUCUUCAUCUAAUAAGGCAUCCAAGUGA
This is a messenger RNA of Lolium rigidum, 1485 nucleotides long. Its product is annotated as 12S seed storage globulin 1-like. Gene Ontology annotation, molecular function: nutrient reservoir activity. The record is from RefSeq and is a predicted model, not a curated record. Lineage: Eukaryota; Viridiplantae; Streptophyta; Magnoliopsida; Poales; Poaceae. The transcript is spliced from 4 exons. Bases 1 to 1485 code for a protein of 494 amino acids.